This is a messenger RNA of Bursaphelenchus okinawaensis, 2093 nucleotides long. NCBI's taxonomy places the organism in Eukaryota, Metazoa, Nematoda, Chromadorea, Rhabditida, Aphelenchoididae. The record is from the annotation of a GenBank genome assembly.
AUGUCGGUGGAUCGGACCAUCGAAGAACUGAGUGGCACGCUAAAUCAGCUAGGAAUCCUAGUGGAACAUAUAAAUAAUCAAAUCGUGGGGAUCACGUCGAGAAUCAACAAAACUCUCGACAACUUCGACACCUCGGUUAUGAACAUUGCAACUGAUGCGGGCUCUAUGACUGGUCAGGUCGGGGACACUAUUUCUCAGGUAAGGCUUGAUUUUGAAAAAUUGACAAAAAGAAGAGUUUUCUCAAAAAAACUUUUUUAAAAGUAGCCCCAGGCACUAGGCGUAAAGGACAUUUUAAAAUGUGAACAAGAGAUUUCGCUAGCUAAUGUAAACUUUAAAAUUUUUUUUAUUUUAAAUCUUAUUUAUCACUUUUAGGUACCAAACGCAUGGGUAUUUUAUUUGUUGUUCAUAACGCUAAUUAUUGUUUUAAUCCUACUGUCAGUGCUCAUUAUCAUAAGUCUUGCCACUCGAUUACACGCCAUUUAUCAUAUUAUCAAAGGAGACCGGCAUUGUAAGUUUGUCGCUAUUAUUUUCUGAUACAAAACCUUUGUGAAACAGUUCAAUAUUUUUUUACAAAAAGUUUCCCCUCCCCACCAUAGCCACGUCCCUAGCUUUAAAAUCAAUGAUCUUCAAGCCCGGAAUUCCGUAUUAACUUUCCAGCCCUGGUCAAUUCCCCAUAUCCCUCGAAUUACGACAGUAAACAGCCUCUAACGCUACCCAUAUCGCCCGUAACUGAUGUGAAACGACGACAUCAUGUUACUGUACCAAUGCAAUCGGAACCUAGACGAUAUGGAGAAAACAUAUCUUACGCUCAACCUCAAGACCCCGGGUUUAACGCCUUCUUCCAGAAACAUAACCUACAACCGCCCAGAAAUCAGGGUAAGUUAAGCAAUAUUUUAGCAAGGUACCAAUCUAUCAAAAAUUGAAAAUUUUCUUACUUUAAAUUUUUAAAACUUCACAACCGUUUUAUUAUAAGAAAUGACGCUAAUUUUACGCGCUUAGAACUUGAUAAAUCCCACGAGUCAACAGUGGUUGAAGUAGAGAACUGUACCAUUUUGCCACUGACUAUACGAGACUCUCCAGUAGGUAUGAAAAGGAAAACCCUAACAUUUUUAUUACCUAAACCAAUAAAUUAACGCUGGGUGCCCUACUGUGAAGAUGCAAACUAAUCAGUGACAAAUGACAAAAAAUAUUCAAAAAAUUUUGACCUAGUGUACCAACCCUAAUGACUAAUUUUGACUAACAGAAAAGUUCAACGACGUAUUUUAAAAAUUAAUAAAAAUUAUCAAACUAAACUUUUAAAGCAUCUCAUGUAAUCAUAUCUCAACCAACAUCUCAGCGUUACAUCAAUAUGUAUCGUCAAAAGUCCAAGCUAGCUGACUGUCGCUCUAGCUCAUUUAUUGUUGAAAAAUCGAAUGCUACUCGACAACAUUCUACAAAUAAGUCUUCUCUAUCAAGAACCAAAACUUUUGAUACGCCGUUAAAACUUUUUGGCGCAAAAGUUAAUGAUAUACCUACUAGACAUCCUAAUAUACCGGCAAAACAAUUAAGCGAAACUAGGAAACAGCCUGAUAUACCAACAAAACACUUUGACAAGCCUAUUCCUAUAACUGAAGAAGUCAAAAAGAUGAUUCAGGGUUUAGGUUAGAGAGUACUAGAUAUUGUUGGUCAAUUUGGCACUAUUGUUUUUAGUUUUGUCUCGUAAUUGUACAAAAAAGCUGAUUUUUCUCGUUUCGCCCGCAGAUUAAAAUUAAUGAAUGUCAUUUUUUAACACAGUAAAUACGUUGUUAUAACACUGUAAAUGUGUUUUUCUAAUCAUUAAAAAAUUUGCAUCAACACAGUGCGUUAAGCACUAAACUGUAGUUUGACUAACCACGUACUGAAACACUCACAUUGUGCCCUACUACAAUAUCAAAAAAUACAUAAAGUAAUAAUAACUUCUUUUUGUUACAGAAUCCGCAAACGAAGCAUAUCUCCGUCGACCUCUAAACCCAACACACACUCAUACAGCCAGCGCGGUGACAAUUGACCCACCAAUGCCUACGCCAACCCCUAGGUAUACCAAGAACAUACCGUACCGGGGAGAGCCAGUAUGA